CGGAUUACCUUGUGACCACUUAGCUUUGCCUAACUCCUCUGAUUCUGAUUGUGUUUUUCUGUGUAUGGACUAUUAGACUCUCUGACCGCUCGUUUGUGGAUCCCUCAGCUGUUGCUCAGUAAUGGUCCAACGUGUAGCAGUGGUUGGGGCAGGCAGUUCUGGUCUGGUCUGUAUCAAGAUCUGUGUCGAUGAGGGUCUGGAUCCUGUCUGCUUUGAAAGCAGUGAUGAUAUUGGUGGCCUGUGGAGAUUUAAGGAGUCACCGGAGCCAGAGCGAUCCAGCAUCUAUCGCUCCUUGGUGGUCAACACCUCCAAAGAGAUGAUGUGUUUCAGUGACUUCCCCAUGCCUGCUAACUAUCCAAACUACAUGCACAACUCUCAGCUCCUGCAGUACCUCAGGCUUUAUGCAAAUCACUUUGACCUGCUCAGAUUCAUUAACUUCCAGACCACAGUGAGGAGUGUUGUCCAAAGACCAGAUUUCUCUCUGUCUGGUCAGUGGGACUUGGUGACUGUAAACAGGGAUGGAGAGGAAGAGAGACAUGUGUUUGAUGCAGUUCUGGUGUGUUCAGGCCAAUACAACCAUCCGGUCUUACCCCUAUCGGACUUUCCAGGCUAUGAGACGUUUUCUGGCAAGUUUUACCACAGCUGGGAAUAUAAAGAUGGAGAUGCCUGCAGAGGAAAGAGAGUAGUGGUGGUUGGCAUUGGCAAUUCUGCAGGAGAUAUUGCUGUGGAGAUUAGUAGAUCUGCAGAGAAGACCUUCCUCAGCACACGUGAUGGGGCCUGGGUGAUGGGCAGGAUGUCCAGUAAUGGUCUUCCUCUGGACAUGCUGGGUAUGACCAGGUUCAAUGAGCUCCUCAUGCAGCUCUAUCCCAAGACUCUGAUCAACUGGGCAGGCGAGACGGCACUGAACCAGAAAUAUGACCACAGACUGUAUGGCCUAAAGCCCAGAUACAGGUGA
Monopterus albus (swamp eel) is the source of this 955-nucleotide messenger RNA. RefSeq names its product dimethylaniline monooxygenase [N-oxide-forming] 5-like. The record is from RefSeq and is a predicted model, not a curated record. Gene Ontology annotation, molecular function: N,N-dimethylaniline monooxygenase activity; flavin adenine dinucleotide binding; NADP binding. The coding region runs from base 122 to 955 and encodes 277 amino acids. The transcript has 6 exons. Lineage: Eukaryota; Metazoa; Chordata; Actinopteri; Synbranchiformes; Synbranchidae.